AUGCGGCUGUUCGGAACUUUUGUUUUCCUUUUAGUCCUGUACCUGCUGCAGGGGUCGAAUGCUUCUCUGGUUCGACUGAAUAACACUGGCUAUGAAGAUGUUAUCAUUGCUAUACACCCUGGUGUGCCAGAAGAUGAGAAAAUAAUUGAACAAAUAAAGAACAUGGUGACUACAGCUUCUACUUACCUGUUUGAAGCCACAGAAAAAAAGUUAUUUUUCAAAACUGUAUCUAUAUUAAUUCCUGAGAAUUGGAAGGAAAAUAUUCAAUACAAGAGGCCAAAACAGGAGAGCUACACACAUGCUGAUGUUUUAGUUGUGCCACCUACCAUCUCAGGUAGAGAUGAACCAUACACGAGGCACUUCAUGGGCUGUGAAGAUAAGGGAGAAUUCAUUCACUUUACCCCUGACUUUGUACUGGGAAAAAAAGAAAAGGAGUAUGGACCAUCAGGUAGAGCACUUGUCCACGAGUGGGCCCAUCUCCGGUGGGGAGUGUUUGAUGAGUACAAUGAAGAUGAGCCUUUCUACAGCUCUAAGUCAAAAAAAAUUGAAGCAACAAGGUGUUCCACAGGUAUCUCUGGUAUGAAUAGAGUUUAUAAAUGUCAAGGAAACAGCUGUAUAACUAGAAAUUGCAGACUUGAUUCUCAGACAAAACUGUACGAAAAAGAUUGUCAAUUCUUCCCUGAUAAAGUUCAAAAUGAAAAGGCAUCCAUAAUGUUUAUGCAAAGCAUUGAUUCUGUUGUUGAAUUCUGUAAUGCAAAAAACCAUAACCGAGAAGCUCCAAGCCUACAAAACAAAAAAUGCAAUUUCAGAAGCAUAUGGGAGGUGAUCAGCAAUUCUGAGGAUUUUAGCAACACCGUGCCUAUGGACUCACCACCCCCUCAACCUGUCUUUUCAUUACUGAAGAUCAGUCAAAGAACUGUGUGCUUAGUUCUUGAUAAAUCUGGAAGCAUGUCGGGUUAUAAUCGCCUAAAUCGAAUGAAUCAAGCGGCCAAACAUUUCCUGCUGCAGACCAUUGAAAAUGGAUCCUGGGUUGGAAUGGUUCAUUUUAGCAGUUCUGCCUACGUCCAAAGUACACUAAUCCAAAUAAUAAGCAGCAAUGAAAGAAGCAAGCUCUCAGAGGGCCUACCUACAGCAGCUUCGGGAGGAACUUCCAUCUGCUCUGGAAUCAAAUCAGCAUUUCAGAUAAUUAAAGAGCGUUUCCAACAAACAGAUGGAUCUGAAAUAGUGCUGCUGACUGACGGGGAGGACACUACUGUAAGGAGUUGUAUGGAUGAUGUGAAACAAAGUGGGGCCAUUAUUCAUUUAAUUGCCUUGGGGCCAUCUGCUGAUGAAGCAGUAAUAGAGAUGACCAAUGUAACAGGGGGAAGUCAUCAAUACGCUUCAGAUCAAGCCCAGAGCAAUGGCCUCAUUGAUGCUUUUGGGGCCCUUGCAUCAGGAAACACCGAUAUCUCUCAACAGGCUCUCCAGCUUGAAAGUACGGGAUUAACCCUCACCAAUGAUCUCUGGAUGAAUGGCACAGUAAUCAUUGAUAGCACGGUGGGAAAGGACACAUUCUUUCUUGUCACAUGGGACAAGCAGCCCCCCAGUAUUUCUCUCUGGGAUCCCAAUGGAAUACUGAUGGGAGGAUUCACAGAGGACGUAGUUUCCAAAAUGGCCCAUCUCAGCAUUUCAGGAGUUGCAAAGGUGGGCAUUUGGACUUACAGUCUUCAAGCCAAAGUAAGUUCAGAAACAUUAACUAUAACAGUAACUUCACGGGCAUCAAAUUCUUCAGUGUCUCCAAUCACAGUGAACGCUAAAAUGAAUAAAGACAUAAACAGCUUCCCUAGCCCAAUGAUUGUUUAUGCAGAAGUUCAACAAGGGUACUUACCUGUUCUUGGAGCUAACGUGACUGCCUUCAUUGAAUCAAAGAAUGGGAAAAUAGAAACUUUGGAACUUUUGGAUAAUGGUGCAGGUGCUGAUUCUUUCAAGAACGAUGGGGUCUACUCCAGGUAUUUUAUAGCUUAUUCUGAAAAUGGCAGAUAUAGCUUAAAAGUACGGGCUCAAGGAGGAAAAAACACUGCCACAAAAAGCUUGAGGCAUCCACUGAACAAAGGUGCCUAUUCACCAGGCUGGGUGGUGAAUGGGGAAAUUGAAGGGAACCCGCCAAGACCAGAAAUAAAUGAUACUCAGACAAUUUCGGAGAGUUUCAGCAGAACAGCAUCUGGAGGUGCAUUUGUGAUUUCAAAUAUUACAAGUAAUUCCUUGCCUGAUCUGUACCCACCAAGUCAAAUCACAGACCUUGAUGCCAACCCCAAUGAGGAUCAGAUCACUCUAACAUGGACAGCACCAGGAGAUGAUUUUGAUGUCGGAAAAGUUCAACGGUAUAUCAUAAGAACAAGUGGAAGCAUCCUUGACCUAAGAGACGACUUUGAUCACGCUCUUCAAGUAAACACCACUGAUCUGUUACCAAAUGAAGCCAACUCCAAGGAAUACUUUACAUUUAAACCAGGAAAUAUCUCAGAAGAAAAUGCAACACAUAUAUUCAUUGCCAUUCAAAGUGUAGAUAAAAGCAAUUUGACAUCAAAAUUAUCUAACAUUGCACGAGUAGCUUUGUUUACUCCUCAAGCAGAUCCUAGUCCUGGUGAAAAUCAUCAUAACACUGGAGUUAACAUUUCUACCUUGGUGUUAUCAGUGGUUGGGUCUAUUGUAGUUGUUAGUAUUAUUUUAGGUAUCACCAUUUGCAUUUUAAACAUGAAAAGAAAUGCAAGUAGGCCUAGGACUGGUUUUUAACAAAACCAACAAAAAUGAAGGAUAUUUGUGAAUUUUUUAAUGUAUUCUGUUUAAUCACAAACUCAUAAAAAUAACCUUAAGAGAUCUCGGAAGGAUACUUUG
Loxodonta africana (African savanna elephant) is the source of this 2871-nucleotide messenger RNA. RefSeq names its product chloride channel accessory 4 (gene CLCA4). Gene Ontology annotation, cellular component: plasma membrane. Gene Ontology annotation, molecular function: intracellularly calcium-gated chloride channel activity. Bases 1 to 2769 code for a protein of 922 amino acids. The transcript is spliced from 14 exons. The record is from RefSeq and is a predicted model, not a curated record. NCBI's taxonomy places the organism in Eukaryota, Metazoa, Chordata, Mammalia, Proboscidea, Elephantidae. Gene Ontology annotation, biological process: chloride transport.